This is a messenger RNA of Cucurbita moschata (crookneck pumpkin), 1855 nucleotides long. Its product is annotated as transcription factor SRM1-like. Gene Ontology annotation, molecular function: DNA binding. Bases 607 to 1464 code for a protein of 285 amino acids. The transcript is spliced from 3 exons. The record is from RefSeq and is a predicted model, not a curated record. NCBI's taxonomy places the organism in Eukaryota, Viridiplantae, Streptophyta, Magnoliopsida, Cucurbitales, Cucurbitaceae.
UCAUCGUUGCUUGUAAUUUCUUCACCUACCUUGUAAAAAUCUACUGAAUCAGGGCCCCAUUAUUUGAAUCCCUCCCUUUUUUGUUUCAACUUUCUCUGGGUAUGUUUCUAAGGCUGAGAGGAAGUAAGAACAGUGAAUGUUUUGAUUCUUACUCAUUUAGGGCUCUUUGUGCUACUGGAUUUGGCCAUUUUGAUCUUGUUUGUGGCUAUGGAUUAUGAGUUUCUGGGUUUUUCAUCAAUCAAGGGGUUGAAGAACCAGGCACUGUUCUUUAUCACUUCUGGCUGUUCUUGAAUGAAAGAGUAGUAAAAGCACAUGGGUUUCAUUUUCCUUUGCUUUUUAGUGCCUAGAAUCUAUGCUCUGAAGGGAUUGAAGCUUUUCAUCUCAACUUUGCAUCUUUUUCUCUUUUCAUUGAUGCCAAAUCUUAUCUCACAAUGAAGUGUUAGCUGCUUGUGAAAUGGUUUUACUAUUUGAGUAGCUGAAGAACAUAGAGCCUAAGGAGUGGAUUUUCAGAUUUUCCCCAUUUCCUAAAGCGUUCUUGACAUGGAUUUUAGAUCAUAGCAGAGCUUCAUAGAUUUGUCUGUUCUUGGGGAAUAAGCACAAGGCUAGAUGGCGGUGGACGAAAAGAGUAAGAGCUCGAUUUGGAGUCGAGAUCAGGACAAGGCAUUUGAGAAUGCUCUAGCCACUUAUCCAGAGGAUGCUGCUGAUCGUUGGGAGAAGAUUGCGGCGGACAUAGCUGGAAGAACAGUAGAAGAGAUAAAAGAUCAUUACAAGGUGUUGGUUGAUGAUGUUAACCAAAUUGAAUCUGGAUUGGUUCCUCUGCCGUGCUAUAGCUUUUGUUCUGAUGGGUCUCCAAGUGAUGAUACUAAAAAGAAGGGAGACCACCAUGGGGUUGAUAAUAGUGAACCUUGUAUGGGAAAUAAAGCUCCAAGAUCUGACCAAGAGCGUAGAAAGGGGACUGCAUGGACAGAAGAUGAGCACAGACUAUUUCUUCUGGGUUUGGAUAAAUAUGGAAAAGGAGAUUGGCGAAGUAUUUCCCGGAACUUUGUGGUGACAAGAACACCGACUCAAGUGGCAAGCCAUGCUCAAAAGUACUUCAUUCGUCUGAACUCAAUGAACAAAGACAGAAGGCGGUCGAGCAUCCAUGAUAUCACCCGUGUCGAUAAUGGAGAUGUAUCUGCACAUCAAGGACCAAUUACUGGUGAAGCAAAUAGUUCUGGAGGAGGAGGAGGAAGCUCUACCAGCAACUCCUCCAAACAGCCAUCUCAACCACCUACUGGAUCAUUCGAUGUCGGGAUAUACGGCGCUCUAGCCGUCGAGCAGCCCGUAGGAGGUCCCUUUGGUCCGGCAGUUGCCACUCCGGUUAGUACUCCUCCAGCAGCACAUACGACAUAUGCAGUCAGAUCCCGUGUAGUGAACUCACUGGUUCGUAGACCACCAGUGAAUAUGAGCUCCAUAACAUAUUAAAGGUAAUGUUCUGUUCUGUUCUGUUGUGGCAUAGCUUAUCUGAAGAGUGGUCUUAUGUUCUUGUUUGGUCUCACAGGACAUUUACUUGUUAGUACUUGUUUCACGAAUGAAUGAUGUUUGGGAUUCAAUGUUCUUUUCCAAGCCAUUGGAUUAAGGUUGUUUCAUUUUAGUUCAGUAAUUCAUAGGAGUGUUGAGAACCCAAUCGAAUCGAGUUGGAUCCAAAGCCGAGAAUGUGUUGGGUCGGGUUGAUUUUUGCAGCAAACCGACACGACCCGUUUUCUUUAUAGGAUUUUUGGAGAUACAAUGUACAAGUAAUAGGGGUGGCUUGGCAAUUUGAAACCAAACAUAUUGAUGUCAUUUUUGAAACAUGGUUUGAUUUGAAAUUGGAUAA